This is a messenger RNA of Alternaria viburni, 453 nucleotides long. RefSeq lists its product as uncharacterized. Bases 1 to 453 code for a protein of 150 amino acids. The transcript is spliced from 3 exons. The record is from RefSeq and is a predicted model, not a curated record. Lineage: Eukaryota; Fungi; Ascomycota; Dothideomycetes; Pleosporales; Pleosporaceae.
AUGCCUCUGACAUUGACAAGUGGGAACUUAGAGAAGACGUUCGAUGUGCAACAAGUACUGGAAGCUCCGUCUUCAUCCAGAGUGUCCGCGAAGUUCUCUGCACAAAUUCCAAAGAGCGCUUCUGACCCAUCAGUCCUGCAAGGACAAAAUCUGAUGCUCGAAUCCUGCACGAGCGACAGCCGACACUUUGUUCGCGCCAUAUUCCGGCCAACCAUGGCCAACAACUUCAUCGCGCACAAGAUUGUACGCCGACUUGGCCUUACAGUGUACAAAACCUCAACGUCCACAGUAGAGACUGCCUCGAGUCGCAUCCACCUGCCGUCCACACACGAAUAUGUCGAGCUCGCUUGUCACUCGCAGGAAGGGAAAGACGCCUUUGUCGUGUAUCGAUUCUUCGUUGUCAAGCAAGGCCGGUUUGAUCUCCUCUUCGGUACUGGCUCGGUCCUGCGCUGA